Messenger RNA from Lacerta agilis (Sand lizard), 1399 nucleotides. RefSeq names its product glycerol-3-phosphate dehydrogenase 1-like protein. Lineage: Eukaryota; Metazoa; Chordata; Lepidosauria; Squamata; Lacertidae. Gene Ontology annotation, cellular component: glycerol-3-phosphate dehydrogenase (FAD) complex; cytosol. Gene Ontology annotation, molecular function: protein homodimerization activity; glycerol-3-phosphate dehydrogenase [NAD(P)+] activity; NAD binding. The transcript has 8 exons. Bases 264 to 1313 code for a protein of 349 amino acids. Gene Ontology annotation, biological process: glycerol-3-phosphate catabolic process; carbohydrate metabolic process. The record is from RefSeq and is a predicted model, not a curated record.
GUGGCUCACCCAGCAGGAAGAGAGCUACUUCUCCCUUCCAACGCCGGCCCGCUGGGCUUCCUGACCCCGAUCUUCUCUGACUGGUCUUUAGAGGCUGACCUCCCUCCACCGCGGGCUGGAUCCCGGCAGACAAGGCGGCGCAUGCAGGCCGGGGUGUGUCAAACCUCUUUCCCAGCCUCCGGGAUACUUAAAGCGGACGAGCGCCGAACUUGACGCCGCCGGGCACGAAGGGAUCCGGAGUCGACUUGGAGAGCCCAGCCACCAUGUCUGCGCUCAAAGUCUGCAUUAUCGGUUCCGGGAACUGGGGAACUGCCAUUGCAAAAAUCAUAGGCAAAAAUACUGAGAAAUCCCUCAAAUUCCACCCUACUGUAAAUAUGUGGGUAUUUGAAGAGCAAAUCGAUGGGCGAAAACUCACAGAAAUAAUUAACCAAGACCAUGAGAAUGUGAAGUAUCUCCCCGGUCAUAAGCUACCUCAUAACGUGGUUGCUGUAGCAGACCCAGCAGAAACAGUAAAUGGUGCAGACAUUAUAAUAUUUGUUAUACCUCAUCAGUUCAUUCCUAAAAUCUGUCAGCAGCUAACUGGCCAUGUAAAGAAAGGAGCCAUUGGAAUUUCGCUAAUUAAGGGCAUAGAUGAAGGCCCUAAAGGACUGAAACUCAUAUCGGACAUCAUUCGAGAGAAGCUGGAAAUAGAAGUCAGUGUACUCAUGGGAGCCAACAUCGCCAACGAAGUGGCAGAUGAAAAGUUCUGUGAAACCACCAUUGGUUGCAAAAAUGCUGAAAGUGGGAAGAUAUAUAAAGAGUUGUUGCAAACUCCAAAUUUCAGAAUUACUGUGGUAGAUGACUGUGACACCGUGGAGCUCUGUGGAGCCUUAAAAAAUAUCGUUGCCGUAGGGGCUGGUUUUUGUGAUGGGUUGGGCCAAGGUGACAAUACCAAGGCAGCUGUGAUUCGUCUGGGCCUAAUGGAAAUGAUUGCCUUUGCUAAACUCUUUUGCAAAGGCCCCGUAGUAAUAAAUACAUUUCUGGAAAGUUGUGGUGUUGCUGAUCUGAUUACCACAUGCUACGGGGGACGCAACAGGAAGGUGGCUGAAGCUUUUGCACGUGGUGGAAAAACAAUUGAACAGCUAGAAAAAGAAAUGUUGAAUGGGCAAAAGCUACAAGGGCCUCAAACAUCUGCUGAAGUCUACAAAAUCCUGAAGCAGAAGAAAAUGGUUGACAAGUUUCCAUUAUUUGUAAACGUCUACCUGAUCUGCUAUGAAGGGAAGUCUAUCAAAGAGUUCAUCACUUGUUUGCAGAGUCAUCCGGAACACAUGUAAGAUAGUGUUGUGACUUGCCAAUUAAGUAUCUCUGCACGAGGAUUCUGUCAGUUUGACCAUGCUGAAUAAAAGCAAGCAAAACAAUA